AUGCCAAAACGUCGUGGAAGUCAAUCAAAGAACACACAAAGGAAGAAGCAGCACAUCGACAGCCAGGAUCCCGGUGCAGCUCCAUCUGCACCCGACCGGAGAUUGCGCCCCAAGGAUGUCGAACCACCGAAACGCGAUCGUCGCGCGCAUGUUGAGGAUGCAGACGAUGAUGAUGAUGUCGAACCACCGAAAUGCGAUUGA
Messenger RNA from Sparassis crispa, 201 nucleotides. RefSeq lists its product as hypothetical. The transcript has a single exon. NCBI's taxonomy places the organism in Eukaryota, Fungi, Basidiomycota, Agaricomycetes, Polyporales, Sparassidaceae. Bases 1 to 201 code for a protein of 66 amino acids. The record is from RefSeq and is a predicted model, not a curated record.